Coffea eugenioides is the source of this 1916-nucleotide messenger RNA. RefSeq names its product beta-glucosidase BoGH3B-like. Bases 1 to 1893 code for a protein of 630 amino acids. Gene Ontology annotation, molecular function: beta-glucosidase activity. Gene Ontology annotation, biological process: glucan catabolic process. NCBI's taxonomy places the organism in Eukaryota, Viridiplantae, Streptophyta, Magnoliopsida, Gentianales, Rubiaceae. The transcript has 9 exons. The record is from RefSeq and is a predicted model, not a curated record.
AUGGAUAGAUUUACAAUACUGUGCACUGUGGGGAUGGUAUUACACUUGUGGAUGGCUGUUACAGAAGCAGAGUACAUGAAGUAUAAGGAUCCAAAUCAGCCAGUGAAUGUUAGGGUCCGAGACUUGUUGAGUCUAAUGACACUCGAAGAAAAGAUUGGGCAGAUGACCCAAAUUGACAGAAAGAUUUCAAGCAAAGAGAUCAUGAAGAAAUACUUUAUAGGAAGUGUAUUGAGUGGUGGAGGGAGUUAUCCAUCUCCAACUGCUUCUGCAGAGACAUGGAUCAAUAUGAUUAAUGAAUUUCAAGAGGGUGCCCUCUCAACCCGUCUUGGGAUUCCUAUGAUUUAUGGGAUUGAUGCAAUUCACGGCAACAAUAAUGUCUACAAUGCUACAAUUUUUCCUCAUAAUAUUGGCCUUGGAGUUACCAGGGAUCCAGAACUUGUGAAGAGGAUAGGAGCCGCAACUGCACUUGAAACUAGAGCUACUGGAAUCCCAUAUACUUUUGCACCUUGUAUUGCAGUUUGCAGGGAUCCAAGAUGGGGUCGCUGCUAUGAAAGCUAUAGCGAAGAUCAUAAAAUUGUUCAGGCAAUGACUGAGAUUAUCCCUGGUUUACAGGGGGAUGUUCCUGCUAAUUUUCCAAAGGGCAUUCCCUACAUAGCAGGAAGAAACAAGGUUGCAGGAUGUGCUAAGCACUUUGUGGGAGAUGGUGGCACAACCAAUGGGAUUAAUGAGAACAACACAGUGAUUGACUGGAAUGGGCUGCUCAGCAUCCACAUGCCUGCAUAUCUUGACUCCAUUAAAAAGGGUGUUGCAACAGUGAUGGUAUCCUACUCAAGCUGGAAUGGAGAAAAGAUGCAUGCUAACAAGAAACUCAUAACUGGAUAUCUCAAGAAACAGCUCAAAUUCAAAGGUUUUGUCAUAUCAGAUUCGCAGGGUAUUGACAGGAUUACCUCCCCUCCUCAUGCUAAUUAUACUUACUCUGUCGAAGCUGGAAUUCUCGCUGGAAUAGACAUGAUAAUGGUCCCAGAGAAAUUUACUGAGUUUAUAGAUGACCUGACUUCACUUGUGAAAAAGAAUGUGAUCCCUAUGAGCAGAAUUGAUGAUGCUGUAAGGAGAAUAUUGAGGGUGAAGUUUGUCUUAGGUCUCUUUGAGAACCCAAUGGCUGAUUAUAGCUUGGUCCAUGAAUUGGGAAGCCAGGAGCAUAGAGAAUUGGCCAGGGAAGCUGUGAGGAAAUCUCUUGUGCUUUUGAAAAACGGUAAAAAUAUUGAUGAGCCACUGCUUCCUCUUCCAAAAAGAGCAUCAAAGAUACUUGUUGCAGGAAGCCAUGCUCACAACAUUGGUAAUCAAUGCGGAGGGUGGACUAUUGAGUGGCGAGGACUAGCGGGAAACAUCACAGUUGGUACCACUAUCUUAACAGCCGUGAAGAACACUGUUGAUCCACUAACUGAAGUUGUGUACAGAGAAAAUCCUGAAACAGAAAAUCUUAAAUCCAACAAAUUCUCAUAUGCCAUUGUGGUUGUCGGUGAACCACCUUACAGCGAAACCUUUGGUGAUAACAUGAAUUUGACCAUCCCAGAAUCUGGCAUUAGGACAAUCACUAAUGUCUGUGAAGCAAUAAAAUGUGUGGUGGUAAUCAUAUCAGGUCGCCCUGUGGUGAUCGAGCCAUAUCUUGCUAAAAUUGAGGCAUUAGUGGCUGCUUGGCUGCCAGGAACUGAAGGCCAGGGUGUUGCAGAUGUUCUAUUUGGUGACUAUGGUUUUACAGGCAAGCUUGCAAGAACUUGGUUCAAGACAGUUGAUCAGCUUCCAAUGAAUAUCGGUGAUCCACAUUAUGAUCCUUUGUUUCCAUUUGGAUAUGGCCUCACAACUUCACCUACAGAACUCAGAGCAUCUCAGUAAAUAUUGCAGGAUUCAACCUUAUU